AUGGCAGUAGAUAAGUGCGAAUACCCAACAGCUGACGAGAUGGGCGAUUAUCAAACUAAAUGGGUUCCAGAAAGUCUGCAACUAUUUCUUAGUCAUCUCUUUCCUUCAAAGCUGAAACAAAUAAGUUUAGCUCAGUGUAUCUCCCAAGCGUCAAGACCAAGAUCAAUGGUAGCACCAAUUCCAUUUGGGAUUGGUGUAUAUGUUGACAAAUCUUUCGGUACAUGUUGGCUUGUAGAUCAUCUGGCAAAAGUUGGCUUCUCAAUGUCAUCAGACGAAUGGGUUGCUGAUAAUGUUGAUCACAAUAUACAAACACUUAUUGGCAAAGGUACAUUCCACGGAAUGGGGAUAACAUCGAUUAGUUCCUCAAAGCCGAAAGAUGAAACUAUAAAGCGUUUAAAACAUAACGAGACAAAAGAUUUAUCUUUCCCAGCUGUGAAAAUAUUACCUUAUGAUGGAUCAAGCUGUAAUGGUUUACGUGAACUACAAUUCAAGCCAGUAAAGGAUCGAAUAUUAGGGAAUAUCCUAGCACCAGAGAUGAAUCUUGAUCUUGUGUGGCAUGCGUCAUGAUAUUUUGGUCAACAAAACAAUUAUCGCCCAAAUUGGUCAGGUUAUAUGAUGCAUGUGACAUCAAAUGUAACAACAUUGUAUGAGGCAACAUCGGUGAAAUUUCUUCCAAUGAUAGAUCCCAACUCGUCCGAUGAAACAUGUAUAUUCUCUACACUAUUGUUUGUGGCAGAACAAGCCAAUAAGCUCAAUAUCCCAACAGCUUGUAUAACUUUGACCAACCUUUUUGGAAGAAGGCUACGGGAAUAAUCAAGGAAAAGAACCUUCGAAUGGUAUGUCGACUAGGUGGAUUUCAUACGUUAAUAAGUUCCCUUGGGAACAUAGGGAAUCUUAUGAGUGGUGCUGGUUUAGCAGAAGUUUUUGAGGAAGUCUACUCUGAGGACACCGUGAAGCACAUAAUAUAAGGACAUGCAGUAGCAAGAGCUUUAGGAGCACAUAUUUUUGUCCAGAGUGCUUUGAUUAAUCACAUUAACAACGCAUUGAUAGAUGAUGGGGUGAUAAAUAUCUCUGAGUUUGAGGAUGUCUACAACAUGGUGAUAGAAGAGGGUAUAAACAAAGAACAGUUGGUUGAAUUAAGCAGUAAAGAUGUGUUUAGAAAAACUGAGAAAGCGUUUUCAACCUACGCAAAACAAAAGUAAAAGAACCAGCACUGCUAAGCUGUAGUUGCUCUAUAUUGAGUACAUCGCCAUCGUGAAACAGUUUAUUUUUGCAGAGAGAACUUGCAACUGGCACCUACAGAUCCAAACAAUCGUGAAAAUGAUAAACUUAUUUGAAG
Hydractinia symbiolongicarpus is the source of this 1339-nucleotide messenger RNA. RefSeq lists its product as uncharacterized. NCBI's taxonomy places the organism in Eukaryota, Metazoa, Cnidaria, Hydrozoa, Anthoathecata, Hydractiniidae. The record is from RefSeq and is a predicted model, not a curated record. The coding region runs from base 1 to 567 and encodes 188 amino acids. The transcript is spliced from 2 exons.